This is a messenger RNA of Cucurbita pepo subsp. pepo (vegetable marrow), 3033 nucleotides long. The record is from RefSeq and is a predicted model, not a curated record. NCBI's taxonomy places the organism in Eukaryota, Viridiplantae, Streptophyta, Magnoliopsida, Cucurbitales, Cucurbitaceae.
GGAAAAAGACUAAUUAAAGACGAGGGGACUGGAACAUGCAAUUGGAGGGAGGGAAUCCAAUUGGCAUAUAAAAGCGGGUGUCAACUACGAAUUCUAGCCUAAAUUCGCGGGCGACGAGGGAGGGACCGAGAUGAAGUCCGAGACGGUGACAUUGAUUCUGGUAAACCUCGCCGGAGUAAUGGAGAGGGCCGACGAAUCUCUGUUACCUGGUGUCUACAAAGAGGUCGGUGCCGCCUUGCACACCGGUCCUACUGGUCUCGGUUCUUUGACUCUCUUCAGAUCCAUCGUUCAGGCCUCUUGCUAUCCCUUGGCUGCUUAUUUGGCCGUGCGCCAUAACCGAGCUCAUGUCAUUGCUCUCGGCGCUUUCCUUUGGGCCGCCGCUACGUUUCUCGUUNAUUUUUUUUUUUUUUUUUUUCAUUCAGAUUGUACCCAACAGGUCGCUGUUUCAAGAGCAUUGAAUGGGAUUGGCCUUGCAUUAGUUGCACCUGCCAUCCAGUCCCUCGUCGCAGAUUCAACAGAUGACCAUAACCGUGGUUUGGCUUUUGGAUGGCUUCAAACGACUGGCAACUUAGGCUCCAUUAUUGGCGGGUUGUGUUCAAUAAUAAUAGCUCCAAUAACAAUUAUGGGAAUCCCUGGUUGGAGAAUUGCAUUUCAUCUUGUUGGACUAAUCAGUGUUGUUGUUGGCAUUCUAGUCCGUCUCUUUGCACACGAUCCACAUUUUUCAGACAACGGCAUAAAAACUGGUAAUCGUAUUCCACCCCAUAAUUCCUUUUGGUCUGGAGUGAAGGACUUGGUACAGGAAUCAAAAUCAGUUAUAAGGAUUCCAUCCUUUCAGAUCAUAGUAGCGCAGGGUGUCACAGGUUCAUUUCCCUGGUCAGCCUUGUCAUUUUUAACAAUGUGGUUGGAACUCAAGGGCUUCUCCCAUGAGAAGACUGCUUUUCUGAUGGGCAUGUUUGUGAUUGGAAACUCUCUUGGAGGCUUGUUUGGAGGUAAAAUGGGAGAUAUCCUCUCCACACGUUUCCCAGAUUCCGGGAGGAUUAUUCUGGCACAAAUCAGCUCAGCGUCAGGCAUUCCUCUAGCUGCAGUUCUUCUGCUCUUCUUGCCUGAUGGCCCAUUUACAGCAGUUCUCCAUGGACUAGUCUUGCUCAUUGUGGGGUUUUUCAUUUCUUGGAAUGCUCCAGCUACAAAUAAUCCUAUUUUUGCAGAGAUAGUUCCUGAAAAAUCUCGGACAAAUGUCUAUGCUUUAGAUCGAUCUUUGGAAUCUAUUUUGUCAUCAUUUGCUCCUCCUAUUGUUGGGAUUCUGGCUCAGCAUGUCUAUGGAUAUAAGCCCGUUAAGAGAGGAUCUAGUGAGACUGAAGAGAUUGCCACAGAUAGGGGGAAUGCAGCAUCAUUAGCCCGGGCAUUGUACACUGCAAUAGGAAUUCCAUUGGCUCUCUGUUGUUUUAUAUACUCGUUUCUGUAUUGCACCUAUCCAAGAGAUAGAGAACGAGCACGUAUGGAAGUUUUAAUUGAAUCAGAGAUGCAACAAAUAACUUCUGAAUGGCCAACUUCAGGUUCUCCAUUCUCUCAAGUUCAUUUAUCAGAGUCAGGUGAGCUACAUUCUAGAGACAGAGAAGUCAUUGAUAUGGACUAUAAAGAAGAGGAUGAUCUAGAUUUCGAUGACGACGAAAAGACAGCCCUUUAUAGCCAGUGGACAAUUUCAAAUUUUCUCAAACAAUAGCCUACCGAGGGAAUGUACUCUGUUACGUAUUUUCUGAGACCAGAAAAGCUACUCCAUUUCACGUACUGGGCUUCAAUCUUGAUGGUCGGGAAGUAUUAUAAUUUUUAUUUAUGGAAUUCUCUGAAAUUCAGAACAGAAGAUGAGUGCUCUUGCAGUUUUUACAUGCGUAUGUUCAACCAAAUUUGUACAGUGGAAUCAAACUCGUCUCCUCAUAUUGGUGUAACACAGUCGCUAUUCUUAUUUGUUUUCGUCAUUGGAAGGAAUAUAAAAUGUGUUAUAUAUUUACUAAGUUCUUGUUUAUACAACGUGAUUGGGUAAGUUCACAAUAAGCUCUUUGCCAAGCUUUUCUUGUAGGCGUGUCUGAUUCCUACUCUAACAGAAGUAAAAUUGUGCAGAUGGCAUCAGAUCGGAUACAUUCGUUCUCUGUUCUUUAUUCAUGUUCCAUAAUAUAUACUGGUUCUUUACAAAACCUGAUAAGCCACCUCUUACUCUACAAGAGGAGGGUGUGUAACUAUGGAGGGUGUGGAUUCCGCUAGGACUGUGUGGUGUGGUGGGAGUGUUGAGGAUCCUCGGGGGAGAGGAGUCCUACAUUAUCUUUAUUGGUACAAGGCCUUUUGGGUACCCAAGCCAUAUGAGUUUAUGCUCAAAGUUGACAAUAUCAUAUCAUUGUAGAGGACCGUGCUGAGUGGAAUUCUUCCCCGGAGUUAAAGUACCUCUUCCUCUCUCUUCCUAAAUUCACAUUCUCAUUUUGCCUUUUAUCCUUGCCACACCACACAAGUGAGUUUUUUUAGUUCCCAUCGAAAAUUCAAUGCUAGUUAGAAAUUUAUAUGCUGGUAUAUAUUACUCGUAUGCAAAAAUUUAUAUAAUUUUGAUGGUUUUGUAUCAAUUUGAUUUCUUAUAUAGUAAAGUAGCAUGGUAUACAACAAAAUAGGGUAGCUUAGCUAUAUAAGGUUAGGGUGGGUAGACGAAAAAAUUGGGUUAAAAAUGUAUUAGAACCCUUCUAUCCUUAUAGGGCGUAGCGAUUGAGAGGGAGGGUUGAGAAUUUUCUUUGUAAUGGGGAUUCAAGGCGACUUCUGUAAGGGGCUUUAUCAUCUCUAUUUGAGGCUUUGAGAAUGGUUUGAUUGAGCCAAUUAUUGUGUCCGUAUUGCUCGUACAGCUUGAGCUGCUUGAGUCAACAUAUUGGAAGUGACUGGAGUGGAUGUACACCAACAUAUAGUAGUCUAAGUCUAUAAACUUGACGUUUCUGUUUGUUUCAUUUGUUUUGUUCAUCAAUUUGUUGGCUUUGCUAUCUGCUGGUUUUAUUGAAUGUUCUC